AUGACACAUGUUUUGGAAUGGUUCUGCAAUUUCUGGUCACACUGGGUCACAACGGCACUCACAGACCAAAUCAGGAGGAGCUUACUAGUCAAAUUCUGCCAGCCAACCCGCCCUACAACCUUUGAGUCCGUCACAAGACCACAGGAAGUAGACAGCGGGCCCACAAACACCAAACCCGGCCUGGAAGAUGGGGGCGGUGUCACCCGUUUACGGACGUCCCGCUCUUUUAGCAAUGUUGUCCGCAGUGAGAAUCCUGUUGAAGAGCCCGGUGCUCGGGCAACAGAGGCUGUAAAGGCCCCAACCCCCCACAACUGGGGAGACCUUGAUGUAGAGGAAGCAGACAUUGAGCCUGAAGCUCAGAGGGACGCCCUGCACGCAUGGAAUGAUGCAUGGAACUGGGCCCAAGAUGCCAGAAGUGAAGAUAAUCCUGGUGCUGGCCAGUCCAAACAGAUAGAACAGUGUGAUCCUGUAGCUGAUGCAGGAGGCUCUAUUAGCUCUCAUGUUCAACCUGCUAGAAACAAAAAGAAAUGGGUCAAGAAACGAGAAAAAAGACUGCGUGAUUGGCAUGCAAGAACAGAUGCACCUCUGGUACCACUUGAGCCUCAGCCCUGCCUUGGGGAUCAACAUAGCCUGGUAGCCGCAAUAAUUGACAACAUGCUGCAACCGAGAACACAAAUGCUGAAUGGCCCAGUAACCGCCACAAUGGAGCCUUCAAACCAGAUUGAUCCCCGUAGCUACAUAGGGAGGACCCUGGGGCGACUUCACCAGCGGAACCCUGACCCUGAUUCCUCUGACUUGAGUAGCGAGUCGACUGAGUCUUCCAGUGAAGAGAGUUUGAAAGAGACGAAUUCUAAGAUGUCGCCUGAUCCCUACAGUUGGAGACUGAGAGAAUUCUUCAUUGGCCUGUUUAACCAUUGUUUCCCUGUGGACUACCGCAUGAAGCAAAGAGAUAAGUUGAAAUGCUGCUUCCAAGAUAACAAAACAGUAAAAGAGUACCUCUACAAGCUCACAGAGCUCUGGAACAUCAUUGGUGACUCUGAUGAGUGCCAGAGAGUCAUUCAGUUUUGGACCGGACUGAAUAGCGAGCUUCAGCAAGGACUGUGGCUGAAAGAGCUUAACCCUGAGCUCUUGAGCUUCGAGGAAGUACAGGCUACAGCCAAAAGGCUGGAAAUUGCUCACUCAGCCGGAAACCGCAGUUGCCAGCUGAAUCCUAAGAACUCAGGGAAGGACCAAGGACCUCCUCCUCCAGGCCCAACCCCAGGAUCUCAGAACUCCAGUAGGUGGGACCACAGGAAGAGGGAGCCUAGGGACGAGGCUAGGCGUUUAGCUUGGGAGAGAAUCAAGGGUCCAGAAACGGGCAAUGACCAUAUGCAGCAGCGGUUGAGUCCUGAAGAGAGGGCCAAACAUGUUGCGGAGGGAAAGUGCUUUAUUUGCCAUCAGCCAGGGCACUUUAGUAGGAACUGCCCCAACACCAAUAUGAUCCACUCAGGAAGAAGGGACAAGCCACCGGGAAUUCCAAACUUUGCCCUUGACAUUGGAGCGGUGCAAGUUAUUGAGCCUGAAAGGAUGCAUGAGUUAGCUGGGAAAAAUGUGUUCCCAGCUCAAGCUGCAUGGACCUGUCUGACGGAGGAUGAUAUUGACCAGGGUUUAGCAGAACUUCGUGAGGAUGCUUGCCCCCUAUGCACUAAAGCUAGUGAGACUGGCUUACCUCCUUUACAGGAUAUCAGUCGUUCGAUUCCACUCAAAGAUGAGAACAAAGUCUACCCUUGGCAACCGUCCAGAUGCCCAGAGCCCCUGCAGGCUCAAUGGUCCGAAAAGCGGGAAGCAUAUCUUGCCACAGGGAGAUGGAACGUGACAAGUGCAGGCAACACAGUACCAAUGCUCUUGAUUCCAAAACCUGGCUCUGGAAAAUAA
Molecule: messenger RNA, 1914 nt
Organism: Serpula lacrymans var. lacrymans S7.9
Lineage: Eukaryota; Fungi; Basidiomycota; Agaricomycetes; Boletales; Serpulaceae
Exons: 7
Coding region: 1-1914 (637 amino acids)
Molecular function (GO): zinc ion binding; nucleic acid binding
Source: RefSeq, a predicted model, not a curated record